UUGCGUUCGCCCGCCGCCCGGCGCCGGGGAGCGACGCUUUGCAGCUCAGCGUCGCCGCUUCCAACACGGGGUGGUUGAACUAAGCCUCCGUCGCAUCAAGUGGGUUGUACUACCGGCACCCACAGCCACCCGCACCCCGGCCUGCUGGUGGUCGGAGAAAUCAGGUCCCUACUGGGCCUCCGUAGUCACCUCUCCGUAGUGGGCGUGGCCGAGGCCGGGGUGACCCUGCCGGAGCCACCGCUGCCAGCGACAUGUUCAAGGUAAUUCAGAGGUCUGUGGGGCCAGCCAGCCUGAGCUUGCUUACCUUCAGAGUCUACGCAGCACCAAAAAAGGACUCACCUCCUAAAAAUCCCGUGAAGGUUGAUGAGCUUUCUCUCUACUCAGUUCCCGAGGGUCAAUCUAAAUAUGUGGACGAGCCAAGGUCCCAACUUGAAGAAAGCAUCUCACAGCUCCGACAUUACUGUGAGCCAUAUACAACUUGGUGUCAGGAAACAUACUCCCAAACUAAGCCCAAGAUGCAAAGUUUGGUUCAAUGGGGAUUAGACAGCUAUGAAUAUCUCCAAAAUGCACCUCCUGGAUUUUUUCCAAGACUUGGUGUUAUUGGUUUUGCUGGCCUUGUUGGACUCCUUUUGGCUAGAGGUUCAAAAAUAAAGAAACUGGUGUAUCCGCCUGGCUUCAUGGGAUUAGCUGCUUCUCUCUAUUAUCCACAACAAGCCAUCUCAUUUGCCCAGGUCAGUGGGGAGAGAUUAUAUGAUUGGGGUUUACGAGGAUACAUAGUCAUGGAAGAUUUAUGGAAGGAAAACUUUCAAAAGGCAGGAAAUGUGAAGAAUUCACCCGGAAAUAAGUAGAAAACUCUAUGCUCUGCCCAUUUUCAUCAGUUAUAGGUAAACAUUGGAAACGCCAUACAGUAAAUCCGUAUUUCUACAGAAAAAUGGCAGAGAAGUCAGCAUUGAAUGUAUUAAACUGACUUUCUUCUUCAGAAUAAACUAUACUCGGCCUCUGUUCUCUUGGGCGAUGCCAUCCUACAAGCAAACUAAUCUGAAAUCCUUUCACCUAGAGAUAAUGUACAAGCCUUAGAACUCUUUGUUCUCAUGUUGCUAUUUAUGUACAUAAUUAAAAUCCAAGUUUAAAAAAA
Molecule: messenger RNA, 1135 nt
Organism: Carlito syrichta (Philippine tarsier)
Lineage: Eukaryota; Metazoa; Chordata; Mammalia; Primates; Tarsiidae
Gene: APOO
Product: apolipoprotein O
Exons: 9
Coding region: 252-848 (198 amino acids)
Biological process (GO): cristae formation
Cellular component (GO): MICOS complex
Source: RefSeq, a predicted model, not a curated record